Messenger RNA from Cucurbita moschata (crookneck pumpkin), 2977 nucleotides. Its product is annotated as pentatricopeptide repeat-containing protein At3g04750, mitochondrial. Gene Ontology annotation, molecular function: protein binding; RNA binding. Lineage: Eukaryota; Viridiplantae; Streptophyta; Magnoliopsida; Cucurbitales; Cucurbitaceae. The transcript is spliced from 2 exons. The coding region runs from base 227 to 2182 and encodes 651 amino acids. The record is from RefSeq and is a predicted model, not a curated record. Gene Ontology annotation, biological process: RNA modification.
GCGAAUGUUGUUCUCCGUCCCUCCAAUGACUUCCCAUGGCGUCAAUCAAGAACCAAACUACAGAGACUCUGCCUUUGGAACACACCCCUUAAGCCCUAAUGCAUGGAACAGAGAUCCUACGAGAAGAUUUGAAAUCAGUGGCGGGUAUUUUCUUCUUCAAUUGAUCAUCCAUUUCAGUCUCUCAUGAUUUAUACAAAGAAUUUGAGUUCCCUUUUGAAGUAAACUUAUGUUCCGCUAUGGGCGAGGCAUUCGCCUUCUUAGUUCAUCUUCAACAGGUAGAAGGAUCAACUGGGAUCCAACUGUGAACCUUAAACUCAAUCACCCAUCUCUUGUUUUGCUUGAAAAAUGCAACUCAAGAAUCCAAUUCAAGCAGAUUUUAGGACACAUGAUGAGAAACAAUUUGAUGGGCCAAACAUUUCCCAUGAGUAGGCUUCUUUUUUUCUCUGCUGUUUCACAUCCUGAGAAUCUGGAAUGGGCAACUCUUCUGUUUAAUCACUUCACUCCUGAUCCAAAUGUUUUUAUAUUCAACACCAUGAUCUUAGGCUUUUCAUUUUCAACUGAGAAGGCUUUUUCAAUUUAUAGUUCUAUGCUCCAAAAGGGCAUUUACCCAGAUAGGCAAACACUCCUUUACCUUCUUCAAACUACAAAAUGUGUUGCUGAAUUGAAACAGAUUCAUGUUCAUGCCUUAGUUAUUGGUUUGCUGGCUAAUGAAGGAUACUUGCAAAAUUCACUGAUCAAGAUGUACUUAGACAAUGGAUGUCUUGGCUCUGCCCACCAAGUGUUCGAUGAAAUGUCGAGUCGAGAUGUUGUCUCCUAUAAUAUCAUGAUUGUUGGACUUGCUAAGAUGGGAGACAUUUUAGAAGUGUUGGAACUAUUCCAUGAUAUGAGGGCUCAUGGCUUUGAGCCUGAUGAUAUCACUAUGUUAGGCCUUUUCUUGUCAUGUGGCCAGUUGGGUGAGGUAAAGUUGGGAAAAUCUGUUCAUGCACAGAUUGUGAAGUCCAAUGGUUCUUCAAAUUUGAUAUUGUAUAAUGCCCUUUUGGACAUGUAUGUGAAGUGCAAUGAAUUGAAGCUUGCUCGAAAAGUUUUCGAUAUGCCGAUGGAGAAGGACGCGGUUUCAUGGAAUACGAUGAUUACGGGAUAUGCCAAGGCAGGUGAAUUGGAACUUGCUUGUGAGGUUUUUAAUCAGAUUCCUACGAGAGAUAUUGUCUCCUGGAACUCUUUAAUUUCUGGUUAUGCACAGAAUGGUGAUUAUGUGAUGGUCAAAAGUUUGUUUACUCGUAUGUUUGCCGAGAAUGUUAAACCCGACAAGGUCACGACGGUUAACAUGAUCUCUGCAGUAGCAGAAAUGGGAGCUUUAGAUCAGGGGAGAUGGAUUCAUGGAUUAGCAGUGAAAAUUCAGACAAAAAUAGAUGCAUUUUUAGGCUCUGCAUUGAUUGACAUGUACUGCAAGUGUGGAAGCAUCGAAAGAGCUUCAGUUGUUUUCAAUCAAAUUUCUGAAAAAGAUGUCACAAUUUGGACAACAAUGAUCACUGGAUUUGCCUUUCAUGGAUAUGGAAACAAAGCUCUGGAGCUAUUCUCUGAUAUGCAGACCGAAACAAAGCCGAACGAUGUGACUUUCGUUUCAGUUCUCACAGCAUGUAGCCACAGCGGAUUAGUUGAUGAAGGGCUCAAAAUAUUUAGCAGCAUGAAGAAAAGAUACAAUAUCGAACCAAGGGUCGAACAUUAUGGAUGUUUGGUCGAUCUGUUGUGUCGUUCAGGUAGGUUGUCAAAUGCGAUUGGUGUGAUAGAAAAGAUGCCUAUGGAACCCAGUCAGUCUAUCUGGGGAGCAGUACUGAGUGCGUGUAGGAUGCAUGGAAAUAUGGAACUAGCAGAGAAAGCUUUGAUGGAGCUGCUCAAAUUCGAGCCCGAAAAAGAGGGCGGAUACAUUUUGUUGUCUAACGUGUAUGCGACAUGUGGGAGGUGGAGCCAUUCGGACAGCAUUAGAGAAGUAAUGAACAGCAGGGGAGUGAAAAAGAUUGCAGGCUGUAGUAGUGUGGUGGUGGAUGGUACGGUCCAUGAUUUUACAGCUGCAAAUAAGCAGCAUCCAAGAUGGAUGGACAUCUGCUCUACGCUAAGCUUUCUAACAAGUGAAAUGAAGUUGGAACCGGAUGUUCCAUCACAAGCUCACUUGGCUAACAGUUGAAAUUCGUCGAAAUGUUUCAAGAGCUCGGUUGAAAAGAAAUGUCACCAAGGGGCUCAACCGCCUUAGCAAUAGAGCUCCCUCCGUCUUAUCGUAUCUCUAGUAAACAAACUUUAGAGGAGUUCAACAAUUUGUCUCUUUGCAGGUUUUAAUCCUGUGAAUGGGAGAAGUUUCUCGUAGUCUGUGCUAUUUGAUUCACUUGGCUAACAGUUCGAAAGGUUUCAAGAGCUCAGUUGAAAAAAAAAUGACGUCGAAAGGUUUCAAGAGCUCAGUUGAAAAAAAAAUGACACCAAGUGGCUCAACCACCUUAUUAGUAGAGCUCUCUUCGUCUUAUCCUACCUUUAGCCAACAAACUUCGGAGGAGUUCAACAAUUUUUGUCUCUUUGUAAGUUUUGAUCCCUCAUCGUGAAUGGGAGAAGUUUCCCAUAGACUAUGCUAUUUGAUACACUUAGCUAAUAGUUGAAAUUCGUAGAAGGUUUCAAGAGCUCGGAUUUGAAUAUCGAUCUCAACUUGAAUUCAUUCUUUGGGUCAAUGAAGGAAGUAGAACUUUUAGAAGUGUUGUUUGCUCCUCACGUUGAGUCACUUGGAGUUGUACUCGGCACCACAGAACGAUCGUGUUGCUAACAUUUUUUUAUUGGUUAAUCCACAAAGAAGAUUACAAAGAUCAUGAUAGUUGCAGGAAACGGGUAUGCCCUUCUCAAUCUUUUUAGGGAAAGAGACACGUUGAUGAGUAGUUGGAUGGAGUUUGGAACCAAACUUGUGUAUGAAUUCAAAUUGAAAUGCCAACGUAAAUUCUUA